UGCAAUAGGUACUGGAUCUCCAGACUUUCUUUCGACGGCUUCAGCAGCGUCGUCCUCUACUUCGGAUAUUUGUAAGCCAGAGAGGCCCUCUCCGCUCGUCUCGCUACGGCAAGAACCUCGACGCUAAUCCGACUUUUCGUCCGCGUUGCAGGUUCCUCUUUGCAACAAUGAAUUUCCUCAUGCUCGGGAGCGUGGGCUUCUUGGCUUCUUACUUCGUAGUGCACAGGCUGUACAGUUCGAUCAGAGUGGAAUGAACGAAGAUUUCAUGUGGUAGCUGCCUUGUUAGCGGAGGAGCCUAUUUUGCUUCCGAGGUUGCCCACGUCAUCAAGAGGGUCGAGGUUCACACUUGCGGGGGGGAUGCUCAUAUUCAACUGCAUACCUGCUGGACCGCAGACCUUUUCUGGCAUCGCCCAUGUACUGCUGAACACUUGAAAAUACCGGGACACUACCACGAUGCCUUUUUCUGCCGCCAGAAUCCCCAUUCAACCCUUCACGAUCUCCCACUCGGAGCAAGAGAUCGAUGACCUCAAAACCCUCCUACGUCUCUCCCCACUCGCGAUCGACACUUACGAAAACAGGUCCGAACACGCUCACAAAUUCGGCCCCUCCAAAGAAUGGAUGCAAGAUAUGAAGUCUUCCUGGAUGGAGUUCGAUUGGACGGAAGCGCAAGCCAAAUUGAACGAGUACCCUCACUUCAUCGCGGAUGUUCAUGAUGUCGAUCCCAAGACGGGUGCGGAGGACACGUUCAAGGUUCAUUUCGUAGGGAUCGAGCAUGAGGAUCCGAAUGCAGUUCCCGUGGUUAUCCUACAUGGCUGGCCGGGAAACUUCUAUGAGAUCUUGCCCAUGGUCCGUCACCUGCAAGCUGCCGGCAACCCGCCGAUGCAUAUUAUCAUCCCCAGCUUGAUCGGAUAUUCCUACUCCUCCCAAGCUCCCCUGGACCGGGAACUCGGAACAGAAGGCUGUGCACGGAUCAUGAACAGUCUGAUGAAAGGUCUAGGAUACGACAAGUAUGUCGUUCAGGGUGGGGACUUGGGAGCGUUUUUGGGAAGGUUUAUGGCUAUCCGAUUUGAUGAGUGCCAAGCCGUGCACUUCAACAUGGUACCCACCGGACCUCCCACCAUCUUGGACGCCGUCGCCGCUCCUAUAAUCCUCAGCGACUCUGACAAGAAGGGCAUCGAGCGGGGCAAGAAGUUUGGGCAGGAAGGUUCGGCCUAUUCCGCUGAGCAUCGAACUCGACCUGCUACGAUCGGAUAUGCGGUCGCCAGUAGCCCUAUCGCUCUUUUAGCUUGGGUCGGCGAGAAGUUCAUUCAGUGGACCGACAACACUCCUUCUACGGAACACAUUCUCACCUGGCUCUCCAUCUACUGGUUGACGAAAUCCUACCCCUCGUCGAUCUUUUACUACAGAGAUCCCUCGAUGAGAAUGUCAAUCUACAAUCGACCCGGAGCGAAUGCCAAGGAUCUGACAAAGGAACUGCAAGGGCUCUACGUGGAUAAGCCGAUGGGGUAUACCAAGUUCCCUUGUGAGCUCAUGCCCGUACCAGAGAGCUGGGCCAAGGGGACGGGCAACUUGGUACACUUUAACGAACACCAAGUCGGUGGCCACUUUGCAGCGACCGAGCAGCCGGAAGCUUUGUCCAAAGAUUUUGUCGACUUCCUGAACAUCGUCUGGCCUACCCAGGGUAAGACCGGGAUGGCUUCGGCUUUGUAGAGGAGACCCUGGCGAACCGUUUGUA
Messenger RNA from Filobasidium floriforme, 1735 nucleotides. RefSeq lists its product as uncharacterized. The record is from RefSeq and is a predicted model, not a curated record. Gene Ontology annotation, biological process: epoxide metabolic process. NCBI's taxonomy places the organism in Eukaryota, Fungi, Basidiomycota, Tremellomycetes, Filobasidiales, Filobasidiaceae. The coding region runs from base 454 to 1710 and encodes 418 amino acids. The transcript is spliced from 6 exons. Gene Ontology annotation, molecular function: epoxide hydrolase activity.